Molecule: messenger RNA, 7388 nt
Organism: Macrobrachium nipponense
Lineage: Eukaryota; Metazoa; Arthropoda; Malacostraca; Decapoda; Palaemonidae
Product: mucin-2-like
Exons: 8
Coding region: 340-5436 (1698 amino acids)
Biological process (GO): multicellular organism development; positive regulation of kinase activity; cell surface receptor protein tyrosine kinase signaling pathway
Cellular component (GO): plasma membrane; signaling receptor complex
Molecular function (GO): transmembrane receptor protein tyrosine kinase activity; ATP binding
Source: RefSeq, a predicted model, not a curated record
CGAAGUACAUCGUGACGUCAGUGCCGAGGAGAGUCUCAUGAUAUCAGGGUGUUGGUGGUGUCGCUCUCUGAACUGUUAUUUGCGAUUAGGAUGAAUUUUUAAAGAGUGAUAACUUGAAACAGUGUCUUAGCCGUUGUGAAUUCUGUAACAAUAAAAGUGCUGCAAACGGUGCUGGGCAGAUAGAUGGUCGUUUAUGGAAAUCAUAUAAUAAUUUUUUGUGGUUUAUAAAAGUGGCUCUAUUAUGUGACGUAGUGCUGUGUCUGUACUUUUGAUGGCAGGGGCGAGAAGUAUGAAAAAUACAAACUAUUUUUGGGAGAAUAUCAUUACAAAGUCAUCGUCAUGGCUCUACCAGAAGUACCUUGGAGUAAACGCAUUUGCAUCGUCGCCUUCUGGAUAAUCUUGGUGACAGAAAUCUGGAGCAGAGCUGAUGGACUUCGUUCACCAGAAGUUCGGCGUCCUGGGUCGCCUGGUAGUCAGUUCGUCAUAACAAAUCGGUUGGCUGAGUCUGAUGCACCGUCUGCCCCAGACUACGACUCCCUUUUAGAAACUUUGCAAGGAGACUUUGGCAUCCGCUCUGACAUUGUAGAGGCUGCUGGAGAGGAACCAGAAUAUCGAGGAGCAGAGACCCUAGUCGUCCCUCUGUAUAUCCCAGAGGGAGCUGUUCAAAUCAAUCUUCCUAGAAUCGCUCGAUCUGGAACUCUACAACCUCCUGAUGAUCUUGAUUUGAGAAUCGCACCCUCUUCAGAUUCAGUCCUUAUACACCGGAUAGGUACUGUGACAGGACGUAGGCCUCUUCCUCCAAGAAGGCCUUCCUGGCGACCCCCCAGCAGGGCGCGUCCUAUUCGGUUGAAUGCAUUCCGCAGGUCAGACCUCGUUCCACCCAGGCCCGCAACAACAACGACGACGACAACUGGAGCUCCUCUUAUAUUAAACAGAUUUGGUCAGAAGCUUCACACUCCAAAUGCUGAACCAUUUGUCAUUGAUGGACCCCUUCCAUCACAUCCCUCGCUCUCUCCUCUGGAUGAUGAGGAUUUGGAAGAGCCAGAGGACACGGCUAUAAGAGCCAAGAAGAACGAACUGAGCAAAGAUUCCCAAUUUCACAACAUCACUACAACAGAAAUAAAUGAGACUUCAUCCACCACUUCAGAAACACCUGUAACUACAAGUACAGCAGCAACUGAGGAAAAAACAACCUACACUGUAAAGUUCCCAAAGAGACCAUCAACCACUACAGCAGCACCAGAAACAUCUACAACUUCUGCUACUACUACUACUACCACCACCACCACUACCACUACCACCACCACUACCCCAACCACAACUACAACUAGCACUACCACAACUCCCAAAAUAACCACCAGACUUACUACAACUGAAUCUUUACCACCACCAUUACCAUCGGAUGAAGUUUCUGUAUCUGAAGAAAAAUCAACUAAAUCUUUAGAAACACCAUCCCCUAGUACAAUAUCAGAUCGCCGCUCAGUUCUUUUCCCGAAACCUGUGGAGAGGAUCCUUGGAAACAGUACUCCAGAUAGUACUACCAUUACAGUAAAUACCACCACUACCCUUAAGCCUACCACUGUUAAGCCAUCGGUAACAACACAAAGACCUCCUUUACGAACUCCUCCAUGGUUUACUCGACCAGGUUCAACAACUACAGUUGCUACAAUAACUACGACAACGGAUAGUACCACUACCGCUUUGCCUGUAUCAGAAAAGUCUCCAGUUGCUUGGCGUAGGCCCACAAGAAGGCCUCUAAGAUCAACUACAGAAAAAUCUGUAGUAGAAGAAAAUUCUUCAACUCUUUCAAGCAUAAGUCAUACAUCAACACCAACAACAACGACAAAAGCAUCGGAAAUUCUUGCACAGACUGAUAAAAGAGUAUCAUUUAUCAACAGAAGAACAACCACAACUUCAACCACAACAGAGAAUCCUAAAACUGAGGUACAGGCAAUUGAACAUACAACUUCAACAACCACAACAUCAGAACCUUCAACAACAACAAGAGAAGUAACACCACCACCAUCAUCAUCGUCAACAGCAGUGACCAUUGAUACAAGUUCCUCAACAACGACAACACCUGUUACAACCAAAAGGCCAAUCACUGCACCUCAAAGGUUGCCGCCAGUGAGAACAAUGGUUAGUGUUGAAGAGAUAUUCAAGGAUUCAAGGCCAAAGGAAAAUGUGAGUAUUAGUGAGGAUGAUAAAGAAGUCAUUGAAAUCACCUCAAUCAGAAGUCUAUUUAGUACCCAGUCUCCAGUAGUAGUGGGUAAUCAAGAGGAAACAUCUUCAGAAGGCAGUUUCACCGAGAGAAAUAAUAACCCACCUGGUAGAACUGAUGCAGCUAGGAGGAUAGUAAGACCCCCGACAAGAUUUUCCAACAUGAAGGGUGAUGAGCAGAAUACAACAACCGAUGUUGCAGAGGACCACUUAACUGAAAGCAAGCUGCCUGAUACAGAAUCUGAGGUGGAAAAAAGCAAGUCUUUAAAUGCAACUGAAUCUUUUGAAGAAUUGGAUGCAAGAGAUAGUGAUUUCGUUUUUCAGAGUGAGGACAAACCAACUGUAUCACCACGAAGGAAGUUCUUUAGACCUUCCCGACCAAUACUACACCCUGACAGCAUAAAGACUGCUGACCGAACAUCAGAACACGAAAGGCCUCAAAGGAGGCGGAGACCUGGGAGGCCUCGAUCAACUUCUCCACCCCCAAUAACUCAUUCAAGUGAUUUCUUCAAGGCUCCCAAAGAAACUAUUUCAUUUGGCACAACAGAAAAAGACCAGACUGUUGCUAUAAGAGCAGGUGCUUCUGCUAAACCUGUACAAGUGGUCUCUACUACAACAUCAUUCCCUACACCAGUUAUUCUUACAGAAAAAGGUCCAACUUCUGCAACAGAAACAGAUCUUUCCAGUACACCUGGGAUCGUGAUAUCUGUCACAACACUCCCGCCACCAAUUACCACAACAGAAAAAUCCCCAGAACAAGUUGUUAUUGAAAGUUUGACAGAGAUAAUGAAAGCGGCAACAAAUAACAAUAAAGGUAAAGAUAAAGUAUCCAACAUAGCUACCAAUUUAGAAGCCCUCAAUAAGCAACUAGCAGAACGAGGCAUUUAUAUUAUGCAUGCUGAAGUGGAUGGAGUCAGAAUUAAACUUGAUAAUCGCACUCUUCCUCGACAUACAACACACCCUCCUCCAACCACUUUCCAUCCAUCAACGCCAUUUAAAGUCACACUUGGUUCAACACUUGCAACUACAACUGAAAAUCCUCCUACAAGUGUGACAAACCCCCAACCAAAAACUCAAGAUGGUCAGGUCUUGACAGUAUCUGAGGCAGAAGUGUCAGACAAGGAUAUUUUGACCUCUAUAAGAACUUCAUUUUCUUUCCAUACUGCAAAGCCACUUGACAUAGAGAAUGAGACAGACAGUGAAAAUGAAGUGCAAAGUACCACUAACGACUCGAGUUUCACGACCUUCAAACCGGCUGAAACCAGAAAAGCUGCAGCAAAGCCUGUACGUGGAGAAUCCCUGAGCCCUGUUCUCUCUCCAUCCAUGUUACCCUCGUCUGAAGAUUUUUACGACAGCUUACCAACGUUCAAUAAAACUGAAGGUAAUGGCAAUCAUAAAAUGGUAACCGAUGAGACUCUAACACCUGUUCGCACAAGUUCAUCAGCUGGUGACAGGGAAAAAGAUGAAGAGUUUGGAACUGUUCCAUCUGUACCUAUUUACGCAUCUUCAACUGUUCCAGCCAGUGUCACCACUCGCACACGUUCCACUACUGUUCAUAUCACUACUCACAGACCGUCCAUGAGACCCAUCCAAACAACGGACGAAUCCUCAAAACCUGGUUUAAUGCUGAUUGAUGAAGGCUACCUCAACAGAAAUGGAACAGCAGAAGGCAAAACUCCCGAUUCAGAACCACACUAUUCAACUAGAAUGCACCCAACUUCCCAUCACCGGCCCACAUCAGUGCCGAAGUUACCUGAUAAUGAAUAUGAUACAGAUUCUCGACCAAACACUAACGGCAGAGAGUCUAGUUUUGAUACGUUUACGUAUGCAACAAUCACAGAAGACACUGCACCAACACCUAGUGCCAAAGCAGGAAACUCCUCCUUGAAUAAUAACUCUUCUGGCUCGUCUGCUCGUUCAGCAUUUGGAGUUUACCCAAUCAAGAUGACUGUCCCUGAUGACAAUUCAGUCGCUGCCGCCGAGGACAUAGACAGUGGGAACUUUGAGGAAAACACCUCCACAGCUUCCACUACAAUUUAUGUCAUUGGUGUUAUUGGAAUCAUUCCUGCGGCAGGAUUGGCAGCAUUCUUGGCCCGUAAGUUUCUCAGAAAAACGCAGAAAGCUCUGCCAGACAGCGAAGAACGAGCUGAAGGCUUCACUCCUGUGACCCACCACUCUCGCAAGCCAUCGCAUUCGAAUACGUUGGACGUUGAGCCAUCUUCUGUUGAGGCCAAAAACCCAAAGUACUCACCGUGGGAAUUUCCAAGAACGAAGCUUCGUAUUGUCUCCAUUUUAGGCGAAGGGAAUUUUGGUGUGGUGUGGAAGGCAGAGGCGCGAGAACUAUGUGCCUGUGACGGGACUCCAGGAGCAACCGUUCUCGUUGCCGUGAAGGGCGUGAAGGAAGGAGCAGGAGUGAAGGAGAGGCAGGACCUUCUGAAGGAACUGGCCAUCAUGCAGCAUAUAGGACAGCAUCCAAAUGUUGUGACUCUCUUGGGAUGCUGCACGCAGCAAGAACCCCACUACCUGGUCAUGGAGUACGUGAUGUUCGGAAAGCUCUUGACCUUCUUGAGGGAUAACCGAACUCGCCAUAACUACUUCAACUUCUCCUCGGACACGGAUGCCUUGACCUCGAAGGAUCUCACGAGAUUUGCCUGCCAGAUAGCCACGGGAUGCGACUACCUUCAGACGCGAGGGAUUAUUCAUCGCGACCUCGCGGCCAGAAACAUUUUGGUCGACCACAAUAAAGUCUGCAAAAUUGCUGAUUUUGGCCUCGCUCGAAACAUCAAAGACAUCGGCAGUGACAUCUAUGAGCAGAAAAGCAGGGGAGCCUUGCCCAUACGAUGGAUGGCGCCAGAAUCUCUCUACAUGAGCAUCUUCACCCACAAGUCAGAUGUUUGGAGUCUCGGAAUCUUGUGCUGGGAGAUUGUUACUCUGGGUUCAACUCCAUACCCUGGCAUGACAGCCAGAGAGGUGAUGAGACGUGUCCGUGAAGGAUAUCGCCUGGAACGCCCAGAGCACUGCCGUCCGGAAUUCUACCACAUCGUCACCAAGUGUUGGCACCAGGACUUGAACAAGAGACCCUCCUUUGCCGAGCUGAAGUUUGAGAUGUCUCAGUUGCUGGAACACGGACAUGCAGCCUAUCCCUGCAUCGAUCUAGAGAACUUCCCCGAGGCUAAUUACUUCUCCAUGCAUGACAACGACGAUGAGAAGCUGUGAUUACCAAGUCAAGUUCUGGUUAUCCAUCCCCUGCCUUAUACUAUUUAGUCUCUCCUCUCGGGAAUGUCACCCAGUUAAUCAGAGAUUAGUCUAAUCAGAUAACAAGAAUCGGCGGUUUCUUGUUAUGGUGAUGCGGUGAUAUCAAAUGGACUUUUACACAAAACUAUCUUACUGAAUCAUUCCCUCAUCCUCCAUGUUCAUGUAUUCCAGACAAUAAUUCUUUCAUAAUUUUCCCCCCCCAGUGACACAUACUUCCUUGCUUUAUUAUAUUGGUUGUAUUUAUGUCUUAAGAAUCGAAAGUCUUGAGAAAUGAAGUCUUAAGAGGCAGCAAGCAGGUCUUCGUUGCUUUUUGGUUUAGUUCAUUUCAGUUUUAGUGAAGAAACUUUUAACACACCAUUUCCAGACAAUAAUCAGUGUUGUAUCCAUUAUUCAUUUCUUCAUCAUAUUCUCUCUUUUUCUUGUUUUUCUCGUAGACCAAGUGAGGUCUGUGAUCUUCAGACGUUUUUGGCAAAGAAACGUCAAUGAUAGCUCGACCUUUCAAUUCUUGUUAUGCUUAAUGGGAAAGAAAAACGUGUCACAUAUCUUUCAAGCUUUACCAAAGAUGGCAUACCAAGAAUACGUUGUUGUUAGAAUGGAAAUCUCUUUUUAUUUAUUUUUUUAAGGGACAGAAUAAAUGGAGGGCUAUUUGGAUGCAGAGUUUACACUUGAGAAAUGUCAAUUUCAGAUCAUCGCCCAUUCUCGGACAUUUCACUGGAAAUAUGGCUCUUCAAAUAUUUAUUUCUUUAAUAAUGUUCCCGAAAAAGAGGCUUGCAUUCUUUUUUUCGUUGUUUUUUUAAAUAUUUUCCAUGCAGUGAAUACACUGCAUAUCCAACAUCCGAUUUUAUAUUCAUUUUCGGUAUGUCAAUCAAUUUUCUUCACAUCCACUUUCCCCCUCCCUGUUUCAUGUUGUUUUUUCUCCAGUGAUAUAUGAAACAGUAUCCUUUGAUUCUUUACUACUUUAUUGUGUAAGAAACGAUCGCAACUCGAACUUAAGUUUAUCUGUAUACAGUGAGUACUGUAUAUAUGAACUCGAAACUUGUAGUAAGAUGUACAUAAGUUUGUAAAUAUUGUUGUUGAGAAUUUCGGAAAAAUUUCCGUUUAUUUUAUUCAUUUUCACCCAACAACUAAUUUGUAAUCUGUGUUGGGAAUUGGACCUUCUCAUUAAAAUAUAAUCUAUUAAUAAUUCUACUCAUCUAAUAGUAGCCAUUCAGAUAUACUCGAGAACAAGCUUAUUGUAGGCUUUAGGGCUCAUAUGGGUUCGAUCAAGAUAUUAUAGUACGGUGGUAGAAGAGGAACGCAGUGUAUUGAGAUCUGUGCGAGUUGUGAAUUGCGUCUCCCAGAACCUGAGCUUUGGGAUCAAAACGGGAAACGUGACUACUGAUGCUUGCCUUACAAAGAGGGAUAUAGAGAUAACAGCCCAGCGAACCGUUUGGAAAGUAUAUUAUAGGCAUUUUGUUUUCUUCUAACAAAAUUUUUAUUAAAUUACAAUAUCUCUUGUGUUAAGGUAGGCACAGUUUUAGUUUACGUCUUGUCCAGACAUGCUGCCAUUAUCUCUGAUAGUAUGGAAAAAAAUGUCUCAGCAUUCGUGGAGACUAACAAUCAUAUCUCUUAUCAUUUCUUCCUUACACUGUCAGUUAUUGUUUAUUGUUGUAUAUAACAUAGGCAGAAAUCCACUCAGAUGUUCAGACUGUUGUUUGAAUGGAAUACGAUAAUCUGUUAUUCGUUUUAAGUAUUGGAUUUAAUUUAACAACAAUAUCACCUAUUAUUUGAUGUCCAUUGAAUUUCCUCUCACAGAACUUCAGUGGAUAGAAUUGUUGGAUAAUAAUUAUGUAUAUAUGGGCUAUUUUAAAUGUAUGUGUACAGAAUAUUUUUAUAUAUUGUAUUUGAAUAUUUAAAUAAAUGAUUAUACUUUA